Messenger RNA from Fopius arisanus, 576 nucleotides. RefSeq lists its product as uncharacterized. The annotation marks the transcript as partial. The record is from RefSeq and is a predicted model, not a curated record. NCBI's taxonomy places the organism in Eukaryota, Metazoa, Arthropoda, Insecta, Hymenoptera, Braconidae. The transcript is spliced from 2 exons.
AUAAUCUACUACAUCGAUACCCUGGAAGACCCGGAUUGCAAUAUCCAUGGUUUGUAUCCAUCGAGCCCUCGCUCUCAACCCUCACGAUCAAGUUCGAUUUGUUCGCAAAUCGACAAGCCUCAACGAUACCGUCGCUCCGUCGACGUCGGCUACCCCAUCAAGCAAAGCACAGGACAAACCGGAAGUCGUCCAAGACCAAAGAGCACCAGGUUCACACCCCUCGGGGAUGAGAGGAGGGCGAGUAUUCGAAAAAAAUCACCGAGUGGCAGACGUCGAAGUACCAGUGGAGAAAUUCGUCGUAAAUCAACGUCGAGGGCGUUGAGUACCGAAUGCCAGAUCAAAUCGAAAGAAGAUGAAUCUCAGACCGAGACUGAGCAGAUGAGAAGACACCGGAGGGUCGUUGCCCUGGUUCUCGGAAUUUUUAUGUUUUUACUCGUCGCAUCGGUUGUUGUUGUCGUUGUGACACUGACCCACAGUUCUUUUCAUUCACCACCUGUUGGAAAUAGGGAAUUGGCGAGACAUCGCGCACAGCAGAAUCAACCCCAUCAUUCUGAGAUCAUUUGUACGGAUUUUCAG